Papaver somniferum (opium poppy) is the source of this 967-nucleotide messenger RNA. Its product is annotated as superoxide dismutase [Cu-Zn], chloroplastic-like. The record is from RefSeq and is a predicted model, not a curated record. The transcript has 8 exons. Gene Ontology annotation, biological process: removal of superoxide radicals. NCBI's taxonomy places the organism in Eukaryota, Viridiplantae, Streptophyta, Magnoliopsida, Ranunculales, Papaveraceae. Bases 100 to 720 code for a protein of 206 amino acids. Gene Ontology annotation, molecular function: copper ion binding; superoxide dismutase activity.
AACAAUAAGAAUCUAGAAGCGCAGCACUCAUCACAAAUAGAGAGAUAGAGAGAUAAAGCAGCAAAUCUUCAUUUUCCAUUCAUUAGACAUCAAACAGCAAUGGCAACUCAGACAAUCUUAGCUGCUGCAACAACAGCAACAUCAUCUAAACCACUUAUAUCUUCAUCAUUCUCAAACCCAAUUCCUCUUUCAUUCUCUUCUAUCAGUUUCCCAACAUCAAAACGUUCAUCAUCAAGGUCUCUUACUGUUGUUUCAGCAUUGAAAAAAGCUGUUGCUGUACUUAAAGGAACUUCUACUGUUGAAGGAGUUGUUACUUUAACUCAAGAAGAUGAUGGUCCAACUACUGUGAAUGUUGAGAUUUCUGGGCUAACACCUGGACUUCAUGGAUUCCAUCUUCAUGAGUUUGGUGAUACUACCAAUGGAUGUAUAUCAACAGGUCCACAUUUCAAUCCGAAUGGAUUGACACAUGGUGCUCCUUGUAAUGAAGUCCGCCAUGCGGGUGACCUGGGAAACAUAACUGCUAAUGCUGAUGGAGUGGCGGAGGCAACAAUAGUGGAUAGUCAGAUUCCAUUAAGUGGACCAAAUGCAGUAGUUGGAAGAGCUUUGGUUGUUCACGAGCUUGAGGAUGACCUUGGAAAGGGAGGCCAUGAGCUCAGCCUUAGCACAGGAAAUGCAGGUGGAAGAUUAGCGUGCGGUGUUGUUGGUUUGACUCCAGUUUAAGCCCAUUCGUUGGAAUCGUUCUGGUUGGUGAAUAUUUGCUUUCUAUGUUUUCCUCAUGUUACUCUAGUUGAAAAUUAAGUUGUUUUUGAAUUCGAAAAAGGCUGUGGUUGCGAAAAAAUGUCAGAAAAUCCACGAAUUGUAGUGGACAUUUACAUGUUUCUGUAAGUUACUCUUUGUAAUGAAAUAGUAUCAAUGCUGAAGAUUGAAGAUAUGCUAAGCUUAUCGAGUGCAUUGGCACUGAUCACAU